UUGGUCCACCGAGUACGUGAUCAAGUUUCCGAACAAGGCGAUCGAAACCUGUACAGCGGAUCCGGAUCUGCAAAGAAGACAGUAUUACAGACCUCAAUUGUUCAGACUGCCCGGGAAAGCAACCACAGCGCGGGUGGAAAACGGUGGGAAAACAACCGCCACUACCAAUGCAACGGCAAAGCAGCAGAUUCAUUUGCGGCAACGGAGCGGUUAUUGUGAAAUUUCUCGGAUCGAAUAUGUUGUGUCGGCGAACCAUCUAGUCGCGGAAGAGCGCUGUGUAUUUGUGAGGAAUGACUAAUUCGCUUAGGAUAAAUAAACUAGUGACGGUGUUCUGGAAUAGGCAGCUCUCAAGCAAUUCCCGGGGUCACAUGAUGACGACGGCCAACAUCAUUAAGUUAUCUGCUCCCUCCGAUGACCAUUACUGGGCGGGAGUUGUGGAGUUCAGCUACAAAGAAAAAGAAACCGAAGCCCCCGAUGUCAAUACCGCAAAAAAUCUCGACCGAUACAUUCAGCUUAUCAAUUCCACGGAAGCGGAUCCGGUAGAUAUCAUGGUCUUUCCGGAGUACGGAUUAAACGCAAUUGAAACAGCGUCGUUUGUUCCCGCUCCUUCUGAACGCAUCGCUCCCUGCAAUAACUAUGAGUAUGAGGCUAUUGUUCGUGAUUUGUCCUGUGUUGCCAGAAUGCGUAAAAAGUAUUUGGUUGUCAAUCUAGUAGAGAAGGCGCUUUGUCCUGAAGAUAGCGAUUGGAGGGUAUGCGCAGCCGAUGGACUGUAUCGCUUCAAUACGAACGUAGUGUUUGACCGAAACGGGUUUGUCAUCGCACGUUACCGGAAGUACAAUCUUUUCGAUGAACCCGGUAUAAAUACGACCGCUUGGGCGGAAGCGGUACGCUUUGAAACGGAUUUCGGAGUCACAUUUGGCACGUUUACCUGUUUCGAUUUAAUGUUCGAACAACCAGCUCUGAGCCUAAUCCGUGAUGGAGUAACCGAUAUAAUUUUCCCAACUAUGUGGUUUUCGGAGUUACCUUUCCUAACCGCUGCGCAGAUUCAGCAAGCAUGGGCGUACCAGAACAAUGUUAACUUUUUGGCAUCGGGUACCAGCUAUCCGGAAAUUGGAAGCACCGGAACCGGAGUGUUUGCUGGAAAACGUGGACGAAUCGUAGCCGUUAUGAACUACCAAGCAGAUGUGAAGUUGUACGUAGCUCAGGUACCGAAGAUAGACAGACCGGAAGCUACCAUAGUAAAACAACCCAUCGUGAAGUAUGACCCGUCCGCAAUGAAAACCCUAGAUUUGAAACGUGACUUUAUCGAUGUUUACGAAACCGUCAAUCUUCCUUUGGAGAGCAACAACGAUUACAAACUAACGUUGUGUCAAAAUCUACUUUGUUGUAAUUUCACUCUCAACUAUACUGUCACUUUACCGACGUCUAAUCAGCAAUUCUAUCGCUACCGGUUGGCAGUGAACGAUGGAAUGCGUACGUUUGGUGGUUUUGCGGACGGUAACAUUACUACUUGUGCCAUCUUCGCCUGCACGGGAGACAAGCUGGAGUCCUGUGCGACGCGUUUCGAUAAUCCUUCUGCUACAGUUGAGGCUAUGCAAUUUAAUUCAAUCGAUUUGCAUGGAGUCUUUCCAAGCGGCGAAGGCGUGCUCCUGUUGCCGAACAGUGUUGACAUGAGUAUUAUGCCCCUGGAAGUGGACGAGUUCGAGUACAGUGAGCGGCAGUUUGUUCAAGAUUCUGAGCCUUCCCGAUCAGAAUGAAAUAACAAGAUUAUAACAGAACACAUUUUUUGUAACAUGUUGUGUUGUAAAUUAGGUCUCGUUAGUAGUUAAAAUAACAGAAAUUUAUAACAAGUAACAAUGCGAGAUAUAGUUUUGAAAUAUUUCUGUUAUGUGCUUCUGAUCGGGUUAUGUAGAAAUUCGUCACACACUGAUUAGUCCUCGAUCGGAUCUGUUUACGUUUGCCAUUUGGGGUCGCAAAUUCGUCUAUGUCGGCAGCGCAACCAGUGUCACGGUGGUCAGUGUUAUAUUAUUAUUAUUAGCUGGUCUUUGCUCUAUUGUGUUAAAUUGAUUGCCUUGACCGUUUUAA
Topomyia yanbarensis is the source of this 2085-nucleotide messenger RNA. Its product is annotated as vanin-like protein 1. Lineage: Eukaryota; Metazoa; Arthropoda; Insecta; Diptera; Culicidae. The transcript is spliced from 5 exons. The record is from RefSeq and is a predicted model, not a curated record. Gene Ontology annotation, molecular function: hydrolase activity, acting on carbon-nitrogen (but not peptide) bonds, in linear amides. The coding region runs from base 291 to 1757 and encodes 488 amino acids.